Hypanus sabinus (Atlantic stingray) is the source of this 1158-nucleotide messenger RNA. Its product is annotated as BTB/POZ domain-containing protein KCTD21-like. Lineage: Eukaryota; Metazoa; Chordata; Chondrichthyes; Myliobatiformes; Dasyatidae. Gene Ontology annotation, molecular function: cullin family protein binding; histone deacetylase binding. Bases 169 to 951 code for a protein of 260 amino acids. Gene Ontology annotation, biological process: protein homooligomerization; ubiquitin-dependent protein catabolic process. The transcript has 2 exons. The record is from RefSeq and is a predicted model, not a curated record.
GCAGGAUUGUGUGGCUCGCAGGUGCGCUCGUCUUCGCAGUGUUUGGCGAUGUUGUGCUCGCGGGAGCGCUGAUUCAGGACAAGGUUGCAGUAAAAAGUGCAUUUUCGAAUAGUGUCGUAAUCUUCUGCAUUAAAUUAUAGGAAAUUAAGAUUACAGUAUCAAUUCAAUAUGUCUGAGCCUAUAACAUUAAAUGUAGGAGGAAAAUUGUAUACCAGUUCUCUGGCAACUUUAACACGAUAUCCAGACUCGAUGCUGGGUGUAAUGUUCAGUGGGAAAAUGCCCUCAACUAGUGAUCAGCACGGUAAUUACUUCAUUGACAGAGAUGGGAAAAUAUUUCGAUAUAUUCUAAAUUUUUUGCGCACAUCAAACCUCGACCUCCCAGAUGAUUUUCAAGAAGUUAGGCUUUUGAAGAGAGAAGCUGACUUUUACCAGAUCCAGCCUUUAAUCGAGGCUUUACAGGAGAGAGAGUCUGAAAUUGCCAAGGCGGAAAGGAAUGCAAUGCUCAACAUUACUCUGGACCAGAGACUGCAGACUGUGUACUUCACUGUUAAACCAGCCCCACAAAUGUACAACCUAACCUCAUGUAGUACAGAGGUCUUUGAUGCCAACAUAUUUUGCACAUCAGCUGAAUUCUUGAAGUAUUUGAGCUCCAAGUUUUGUUACUUUGUUAACGGUAAACUUUUACCAAUUGGCUAUGAGAUAAAGGAUCCACACCAUUUGACAUUACAGUGGGUUGGACAUGUGGCAGUGCUGCCUGAAGAUGAAUACACAAAGCAACAUUUAAAAAGACUUUGGAUUGUGCCUACAAAUGAGCAAGUUAAUAACUUUCAGUUGUUUGUGGAGGAAGUGCUAAAAACAGCAAUGAGUGAUGGAUUCCAUGUAGAUUCACUACAGCCAGAUUCCUCUGAUUUCAUGAAUUACAAGGUACUUCGUCUAGUCCGAUAUAAAUAGAAAACUUCUCCUAAAGUAUUGAUAAUUGUACUUGUAUUACUGUGUAACAGUAAAAGCCUUAAAUUAUUUUUGUCCUAAACUAUAUGGCACUUUAAGUUAAAUUGCUGCAUUUACUAAACCUGAGUAAUAAGAGCUCACCAAUGUAAUCUAUGUGAUAGUUUAUUUUGUGAUGAUAUUGGCAAAUUCCAACAAUUUAUUUUUACCCCA